AUGAACGCGAGAUACGAGCAUGUACCACUACCGCUGAACCCGCAUAAGCCAUUCUUUCGACUGCUCAAAGUUCAGCGCGGCAGGCGUGAUGAACCGCUUGCUGGUCAACUUGACAAUGUAGCAAUCCCAUCACUCUGUGGGCCUGCGGGCCUCGUCGACAAGGUGUACUACAAAGCGCUGUCAUAUGUCUGGGGCCUCGACAUCGCGGACUGCGAGAUCCUCAUAGAUGGCCGACCGCUUUCUGUGCAUAGGAAUCUCCACGAAUUCCUCCUACAAUGGCGUCAGUCUGGGUUCUCCGGUUAUCUCUGGAUAGAUGCAAUCUGUAUCAAUCAGUCAGACCUCGACGAGCGCGCCGCGCAGGUCCGGUACAUGCCGCAGAUCUAUCGGGAAGCUACCAAAGUCAUUGUGUGGCUCGGGCCCGGCAGCGCGAUCACCAAAGAUGCCAUGAAACUCCUGGAAACGGUAUCACACUCUAGUCAUGAGUUUCUUUUGGACCACUACGACGCGAAAACUCUUUCAAGCUUCGACAGUCAUGCGUACUGGAGAAGAACAUGGGUGGUUCAGGAGUUUUGCCUUGCCAGGCGUUACACCGUCAUGUGGGGCGACUUGGAAGUAGCCGACGCAACACUCGACCGCUUCCGCUCGAAGGUCACGGGCGCUCUCGCGUUGAAGACCGGGGUUGCGGUGUCUGCGCGAUAUCGCUUCGAGUGGCGCGAUUUCGGCCAGGGCCUCUUUCGUGCAAUGCAGCAGAGGAGCAUUUUCGACAAGCGUGGCCGUGUCGAGCUUCUGAAGCUGAUAUGCGCGCAUAAGUGGACCAUGUGUCGGCACCCACAGGAUAGGGUGUUCGCAAUGCUGGGUCUAGCGAAAGAGAAGAUCGCUGAGCAGAUCCAGAUUGACUAUACACAGACAAUGGAGUCGCUACUCGUACAUGUGCUCAAGGCGAGCGUUGUGGCUAGCGACGAGCUGGCUCGCUGGAUCAAGAUCCUAUCCAUACCGUUUGACGUAGACCCCAAAAGUGGAACACGAAAGGCACUAUCAAGGUCUAGCGCGCACCAUAAUGACAUUGUGGGCGCGAUCGUGGCUUCAGCGGACUCGCCGCAAAGACUCCCAGAUCAGUCCACCACGAAUUCUCAUCCAACGCAUCGACACGUUGCUCCCAUCGGGUUGCAGCUGAUGGAAAUGACAGCAUUCGUCACAGGGCACAUUCAGACCGUCAUAGCUCUCGAAGGUCGAAUGCCGUCCUCUAUUGUAUCCUCUGAAUGGUACUACUCUCCCAAAAGCCGCAGACCUUUGCUGGAUGGCGUUCACAUGUCUUCCUUGGUGCUACCGGACGCUCGACUCGCCCGUCAACAUCUGCUGGCCGAAUCAGUGGCCGAUGCUCGUCCUUCCGCAUCGAUCGUGGCUGUGGAUACGGACCUGAAGUCGUGGUCGUCUGCACACGGCGUUGCUUUCGGUCACCCUAGACCCGGGAAUCUCGUGGCGCACUUUCUAGGGCACGAGACUGCUUUGACCCUAGACGUCUCAGCUUACAAAGCCAACAAGCCCUGCAUUACGGGACGUCUGCGGUGUCCACGUACGUCGGUGAGGACUGCCCAAGACCCAGUGACAGGUGUAUGGCGACCCGAGUACGAAUGGUUCCCGUUCUCCGAAAGCGACUGCGAAUCGCCUUCGGUCGGCGUGCGCAAGGUCGAACUCUUGCUCACACCAAUGGAGGUACUUCAUCUUGGUUGUGAUCCGAAGGUCUUCGAGCGCCGGAAGUGGGAAGUCGCGGCCGCUGACCAUCCUGGGAGUACCACCAAACCGCUCGCACAAGAUGAAUGA
Cyphellophora attinorum is the source of this 1821-nucleotide messenger RNA. RefSeq lists its product as uncharacterized. The transcript has a single exon. The record is from RefSeq and is a predicted model, not a curated record. Bases 1 to 1821 code for a protein of 606 amino acids. NCBI's taxonomy places the organism in Eukaryota, Fungi, Ascomycota, Eurotiomycetes, Chaetothyriales, Cyphellophoraceae.